Messenger RNA from Lachancea nothofagi CBS 11611, 1104 nucleotides. NCBI's taxonomy places the organism in Eukaryota, Fungi, Ascomycota, Saccharomycetes, Saccharomycetales, Saccharomycetaceae. The record is from the annotation of a GenBank genome assembly.
AUGGACCUGACGAAGCUGCAAAAGUGGAGUAACCCGAGGUUGUUUUCAGAGUCGCGUUAUGACCAGUAUCCGACAAGUUAUGGUGAGUUAAAAGAGUGGCUAAAACAUGAACCGGUCGAGAGCCCUGGUGGAGCACCUACCGAGCUGGACCUGGUGGACUUGGUGCUUUAUGGGGGACAGAACGGCGAGCUUGACCUGGAGAAGAAAUUACAAGUCGAAUUCGCGUUAUAUCAAGCCACGGCAGGGAAAUUAAGCGGGGAAAGUGCGGGACAACAACGCUCCAAUAGUAAUGUCCCAAUGGUUGCUGGUCUAUCCAAUGAAUCACCCGCAUCUUUGCUGAGCUCUGUGGCAUUAGACCAAGACAAACUACAGGCGAUUUGGAACCUUCGGCCGGAUCACCCAACAGCCGACGAUCUUGACGUGAGCACUUCUGGCAGCCGAAACCUGCAGCAGUCACAGCUCGACGAGAUUAUCUCAUACCUUCUAUCCGGUGCAUUACAAAGAGGUGUCGAUCUAAAACCCGACAGCCACGCUCCACAGGACGAAGUCGCUUUUUUCAAACAAUGCAUAGACGCUCUUAUGCACCAAAUAGGACCAAGCUCUACAACUCGAGAACUUCAACAAGAAGAUAGUGAGGUCAAUGACAUGGCGACUGCUUUCAAAGAUUUGCAACUAGCUCACAGCUUUUUAACCAAAAAGUUUGAAGAAGAUAGGAACGAGUACCUACACAGCAUAGACAAAUUGGCAAAGACCAACAAAGAGCUAUCGCAUGAGCUUUUGACAUACCAUUCUAAGCUCGCCGGCCUAAAAGAAAAGUGUGAUACUUUAAUUCAACAACGCGAAGUGCUGAUGGAUCAAAUAGAAGCCUUACCAAUAUCAACGCCCAGCUCGGCUGGCACAUCACCUAACACAAUUGGCAUAUCCUCCGUAUCGAGUCCUAGUUCAACCACAAGUAAUGGAAAAUCAUACUCAAUCGGAGUUAUGAGAACAGAGUUCAAAAAGGUCUUGACUGAAACGCAGACAAAAUAUGAAAAAGAGCUUCAAGAGGAAAGGAUCCGUCGAAAAAGGCUUGAACACGAACUCGCAACAAUUAGGGAAUCGUGA